GGCGCGGGUAGCUGCUGGUCCGCGCGGCGCUUGGUUUUGAGUGAAUCCCAGCCAGCUCCUAGUGUGGUGCAGUGAACUGUGUUUGGUUCCUUCUACUUGGGGACCAUGCAGAGAGCUUCACGUCUGAAGAGGGAGCUGCAGUUGUUAGCCACAGAGCCACCCCCCGGCAUCACAUGCUGGCAGGAUAAGGACCAAAUGGACAAUCUGCGAGCUCAAAUAUUAGGUGCGGCUGACACACCUUAUGAAAAAGGUGUUUUCAAGCUGGAAGUUAUCAUUCCUGAGAGGUAUCCAUUUGAACCCCCUAAGAUCCGAUUUCUCACUCCAAUCUAUCAUCCAAACAUUGAUUCUGCUGGAAGGAUUUGUCUAGAUGUUCUCAAAUUGCCACCAAAAGGUGCCUGGAGGCCAUCUCUUAACAUCGCAACCAUCUUGACUGCUAUUCAGUUGCUCAUGUCCGAACCCAACCCUGAUGACCCACUCAUGGCAGACAUAUCCUCUGAAUUUAAAUAUAAUAAGCCAGUCUUCCUCGAGAAUGCCAGGCAGUGGACAGAGAAGUAUGCAAGACAGAAACAGAAGGCUGAUAAGGAGGCGAUACCUGAUGAUCUGCCAGAGGCUGGUGCCUCAGAAGUAUGCAACACAGCACCGAAAAGGAAAGCCAGAUCGCUGGGAGGCACUGAAAAGAAAUUUUGCCCUGAUGCAUAGGGGUUUGUCCUGAUCUAUCUUAGUUAAUAUAUUCUUUGCUAAGAUGGUCUAAUUUGCUUACCUUUAACUGUUUUUCUUUGUAUUUGUUGACAUUAUCAUUUUUUGUCUCCUAUAAAACAGACCUUGUUAUUUAUAUAUUCUGCUCUACAUGGAUUCUCUGAGGGUAGUUUGUUUUAUUUAGCUUGUACAUACAUAUUUUGAAACCUUUUAAACCUGAAAAAUAAAUAAUGUUGAGUGUGUUUAUCCUGAAUGUGUGUCUGGGAGCAAACUGUCCAGAAAGCUUUAUAAUAAGAAUGUUAAAAUAUUUGGAAUUUUGUCUUUUAUUUUGCCAACUUUCCAACAUCACUAGGGAUACUGAAUGUUUGACGUCGAUAUAAAAUAACUAUUGGAAACAGUUCAGUUGCCACUAGGCUUUUAGGAAUUCUGGGUUUACAGAUUUUAUUUUAUUUUUAUUUUAUUUUAUUUUUAGAAGUUUUAAUACAAUGUGGGAAUAAGGUAAUAUACCCUUUUGUUAAUUUUUUUGCAACUUUAACUUUUUGUGAUUUGUGUAGCUGGUCAGAAUUACUAUGGUAUAACUUUUAUUUGUUCAAUAAAUUAUUGAACACCUGCUAGGUACCAAGUAUUGUGGUAGUAUUUUAGAAUAUAAGAGUGAAAAAUUCAGACAUGAGAUUAACCAGAUAAUCAUACAAAUUUAAAUAAGGAUUUUUGUAGUCACUUUUUGUCCCUAGCUUCAUUUCAUGGCAAGUACUACUCUGAAUAAAUAGGUGCCAAACUUGAAUCUCCUACUCACGAUUUUAUAAUAUACUUGGACUUUGUUAUUCUGUUUAGACAGAGAAAACAGAUUUGAGCAGGAAUCAGUAGAAAGAGGCUGCCCAUGCUGAGUGAAAGACUCUGGGAAUAGAGAUAUUAGGAGUCCGAACUAGAAAAAUAAAAACUGUCAUGUCCCCA
Messenger RNA from Suricata suricatta (meerkat), 1647 nucleotides. It is a transcript of the gene UBE2T, whose product is annotated as ubiquitin conjugating enzyme E2 T. Lineage: Eukaryota; Metazoa; Chordata; Mammalia; Carnivora; Herpestidae. The coding region runs from base 106 to 699 and encodes 197 amino acids. The record is from RefSeq and is a predicted model, not a curated record. The transcript is spliced from 7 exons.